This is a messenger RNA of Bombyx mori (domestic silkworm), 2996 nucleotides long. RefSeq names its product tubulin beta chain. Lineage: Eukaryota; Metazoa; Arthropoda; Insecta; Lepidoptera; Bombycidae. Gene Ontology annotation, molecular function: structural constituent of cytoskeleton; GTP binding; GTPase activity. The transcript has 12 exons. Gene Ontology annotation, cellular component: microtubule; cytoplasm. Bases 415 to 1785 code for a protein of 456 amino acids. Gene Ontology annotation, biological process: microtubule cytoskeleton organization; mitotic cell cycle. The record is from RefSeq and is a predicted model, not a curated record.
GCUGGAAAAAAAAACCCAAUUCCCAUACUAUUCAAUAAUUUAUACGAUGUACUUCGGAUCGCAACAAAUGCAUAAUAAUAUCUUCAUUAUUGAUUUACUAAAUGUUCAAUAACUAUUUUACAACAUAUAAUGAUCGGAUAAAAGGUGUUUUAAUGUCAAAUUAAGAAAAUAAUAAUUUUGCAAGCUGAGAAAAUAACAAAUAAUUUACCUUCAAUAUUACAAAAGAAAAUGAACUAGUGUAUUACGGAAUUACGAUUCUUAUCGUUACAUUUACUAUCAGUGGUGCAUUACAUAUCAGUGUUUCCAAGAAAAAAGGCGAUAAGUUCCGAUAACAUUGAUUACAUCAUCGGAUUUAGAAUUGUUCACCUUAUUCCCAGUUAGGUUGUGAAGGCGUGUGUGAAUAUUGUGUUAGAAAUGCGUGAAAUAGUCCACGUGCAAGCCGGCCAAUGCGGGAAUCAGAUAGGAUCGAAGUUUUGGGAGAUAAUCUCAGACGAGCAUGGCGUCGACACGACCGGAGUUUACAAAGGGGAGAGCGACCUGCAGCUCGACAGAAUAAACGUUUACUACAAUGAGGCAUCUAGUGGUAAAUACGUCCCCCGUGCCGUUCUCGUGGAUCUGGAGCCGGGCACUAUGGACGCGGUCAGAUCAGGACCCUACGGAAUGCUGUUCCGGCCCGAUAACUUUGUCUUCGGUCAGAGCGGCGCUGGCAACAAUUGGGCCAAAGGACAUUACACAGAGGGCGCUGAGCUAGUCGAUUCUGUACUGGACGUGAUCAGAAAAGAAGCUGAAAGCUGUGAUUGUCUCCAAGGGUUCCAGUUGACCCACUCGCUGGGCGGCGGCACUGGAUCCGGCAUGGGCACUCUGCUGCUCAGCAAGAUCCGGGAGGAAUACCCGGACAGAAUCAUGAAUACAUUCAGCGUUGUACCCUCGCCUAAGGUGAGCGAAGUCGUUUUGGAGCCCUACAACGCGACGCUGUCCGUGCACCAGCUGGUCGAGAACACGGAUAUGUCCUUCUGCAUCGACAACGAAGCGUUAUACAACAUCUGCUUCAAGACGCUGAGACUCAGCAGUCCUAGUUACGGCGACCUUAACCACCUCAUAUCUCUGACCAUGUCCGGGGUGACGACCUGCCUCCGGUUCCCGGGACAGCUGAACGCGGAUCUGAGGAAGCUGGCCGUCAACAUGGUGCCAUUCCCGAGGCUCCACUUCUUCAUGCCGGGCUUCGCACCGCUGACCGCGCGAAAUUCAUUCAACUAUCGCCCUCAGACUGUCUCCGAGCUCAUGAGUCAAAUGUUCAACUCCGGUAACAUGAUGACCGCCGCCGAUCCUCGCCACGGAAGAUACCUGACCGUUGCCACCAUAUUCAGAGGCCGCAUGUCCAUGAGGGAGGUCGACGACCAGAUCCUCGCCAUACAGAACAAGAACUCGAGCUACUUCGUGGAGUGGAUCCCGAACAACCUAAAGGUGGCCGUGUGCGACAUCCCGCCGCGCGGCCUCAAGAUGUCCGCCACGUUCAUCGGUAACUCGACGGCCAUACAGGAGAUCUUCAAGCGCAUCUCCGAGCAGUUCACCGCCAUGUUCCGGAGGAGGGCCUUCCUCCAUUGGUACACGGGUGAAGGAAUGGAUGAGAUGGAGUUCACUGAAGCGGCCAGUAACAUGGCCGACCUCAUUUCAGAAUAUCAGCAGUAUCAGGAGGCAACUCUGGAAGACGAUGAUGCAGUGUUCGAUGAAGAAGAGGAAUUGGCGCAGGAGGAGGACCCGCCGGUUCAAAUACAAAUGUAUUGAACGACACAGACUUAGGUUAAACAACGCAGAACGCUAAAAUACAUACCUACACAGGACUGAAAUGCUAUUUGGUUCAAGCGAUAUUUAUCUAUGUAAUUAAAGGUUCGUUUUAUUUGGUAUCAGCAUCAACAGUUCGUAGUUUUUAAUUCUUCUUUAUCUCCACCUUAUCCUACUAGGUGGGGUCGAUACAGCGAAUUUUUCUCUUCCAUUCUCUUCUAUCAGCCGUCAUCUCAACACUCACUCCUCUCUCUCUGAUAUCGUCAUUCACACACUCCAACGAUGUCUUCUUCGGUCGACCUCAUCCCCCUCUACCUUUUUUUUUUUUUUUUUUUUUUUUUUUUUUUUUUUUUUUUUUUUUUUUUUUUUUUUUUUUUUUUCCCCUCUACCUUGCACUACCAUUUAAUUGAACUUCAGUUAAGCUUACCCCGUUCGAGAGAGAGAGAGAGAGAGAGAGAGAGAUGAUAUACUCUACUACGCACCAAAAUACAAUUAACAUUAAAAUAUCAGUCAACAAGCAGAUACAUAUUUUGUACUAUAGUUCGAAAAGCUGAAGAAGUCUUUGUUUUUAAGCUAUUGCAUAGUUUUUAUCAUGGGCUUUGAGCGCGGCAAUCGAAUCAAGAAAUUCCGUAACGAAAAUAAAACCUAACACCCCCACUCCGCCUACCAUGUAGCUCGCGUUCAACACAUUCACACGUUGUGCGCACUGCAUGCGCAUCAUGAAAGUCUGCCCAUCUCUCUCUCGCGCGGUCUAGCUUAUGAGUGUGAAGGGGACAGUUAAUGUUUUGCUUUUGUUAAUGUUUAUAAAUAUAGCGUGUUCUUAUUUUAAUAUUGUUUUAAUAUUAAAUUAUUAUUGUCUAAUUAUAAUUGCAUAAGUUGAUAAAAAAUGCCAUGCAAUAGCUUUAUCGCGGCAGUCGCCGAGUGCCACACGUGUUUUUUUACUGAUAUUUUUUCCACAUUUCAAACUUUAAAUAGCCCUCCUGUGAAGUUGCAAAAAUGUCGCUUGAAUCAAACAGCUUUUCAUCCCAACAUACUUAAGGAAUGUUUCAAAAACAAAAUAUUCCCUAUAGUUAUGACAAGUACAAUGUGUCAUAGCGUGCGUUAAUUUUAAGUUAAAAAAACUUUUUUUUAUAUUAAAAAUGAACUGUAGGUGCCUUAGUAUAACACAACAUGUUUGCAUUUUCUUAUUUUUAAUAAAAUGAUUAAAGUUCUUA